AUGGUCUCCUUCACUCUCACUGCCCUCUCCGCCAUCGCCAUGGCCCUCACCACCUCCGCCGCUCCCACCGAGCCCAACACUCGCGCCACCAUCAACCGCACCGGCUCCAUCACCUGGUACAACACCGGCCUCGGCGCCUGCGGUCAGACCAACAACGACGGCGAGCUCGUCGCCGCCGUCUCGGCCUCUCUCUACGACCGCGAGCACCCCUGCGGCCGCAAGAUCCGCAUCAACUACCAGGGCCGCUCCGAGGUGGUCACCGUCGUCGACCGCUGCGCCGGAUGCGCCGAGAACGACCUCGAUCUCUCGCCUACGGCGUUCAAUGGCGUGAUUGGUGACCUGGGCCUUGGCCGUGUCACUGCUUCUUGGGAGUGGGCUUAG
Trichoderma reesei QM6a is the source of this 381-nucleotide messenger RNA. Its product is annotated as Non-Catalytic module family expansin. Bases 1 to 381 code for a protein of 126 amino acids. The transcript has a single exon. The record is from RefSeq and is a predicted model, not a curated record. NCBI's taxonomy places the organism in Eukaryota, Fungi, Ascomycota, Sordariomycetes, Hypocreales, Hypocreaceae.